Molecule: messenger RNA, 1167 nt
Organism: Helianthus annuus (common sunflower)
Lineage: Eukaryota; Viridiplantae; Streptophyta; Magnoliopsida; Asterales; Asteraceae
Product: putative F-box protein At3g17490
Exons: 1
Coding region: 1-1167 (388 amino acids)
Molecular function (GO): protein binding
Source: RefSeq, a predicted model, not a curated record
AUGACUCAGUCAUAUUGUGACAAGAAUUCGUCAUCAUCUCCUCAGGACUUGAGCACCUCGUUUCACUGCCGUGAAAACGUUGGAUCCAUGGCGAAUGAAGAGGCGAACAUUGGUAUAGGUGAUCAUGACGUUAUUUACAACAUACUUUCUCGACUUCCCGGUAAGCCAUUACUACGGUUCAGACGCGUGUCAAAACAUUGGAAUCGUCUAAUUUCUGAUCCCUAUUUCAUGAAGUUGAGAUCACGUCGAGUGAUCCUUUUGACAUACACAAGGCCUCUAGUUGUUAUAGACGACAACGACGAGAAUACAUAUUAUGUGACAAGAAUUCGUCAUCAUUUACAACAUACUCGCGUUUCUAUUGUUGGAACAUUCAAUGGCAUUGCACUUUUAGCUCUUUAUGAUUAUACGUGGUUAGAAUAUUGUCAGUUGAUCCUAUACAAUCCCUUAACCUGUGCAUCAAAGAAACUUGUGUCUAUGGGUGAACCUUAUAAACCACUAGAUGGCUAUGUAUUUGGAUUUGGCUAUGGUGCGACUACUGAUAACUUAAAGAUUGUUAGAUUUGAUGUUUUUAGGCAUUUAAAGCAGGAAGUGUUCAAGUAUGACGUCUUUGAUCUUAAAACUAGUUCGUGGAGCAAGCCGCCACAAUACCUGACUGAAGAUUUUAUCUUUACCGGUGAUAAAGUGGGUAGGUUUCUAAAUGGCGUUUUGUAUUGGAUGAUUACAGAACCGUGUUACCGGAUCUUGGCUCUCAAUGUUAAGGAGAUGGUAUUUUGGAAGACGAAAGUACCUUAUGAACUCAUGUACACUUGGCCUCUUUUGGGGUCCAUAGACGGAUGCCUUUGCAUGAUUAACAGCGGCAUUGAUGUCGGUAGAUACGAUUUGUGGGUGAGUAAAGACCAAGGCGGUGUUGAGAUCUCAUGGUUGAAAGCACACUCUUUCACAAUCCGUUUGGAACCUCACUUAAGAAACAACUUGUUCCUUUUUUACAUUCUAGGUAACGGUAAAAUUCUAAUCGCAGAUACUUCAUCCACGCUACUCGUUAUGUAUGACAUGUUUAAAGAUUCAUAUAAGACUAUUGAUUUGGAAAGUUGCCGGGGUUAUGGGCUCCAUACUAUACUCCCCAUCGAGUACGUGGAAAGUUUAGUUUCACCUUCUGAUAUGUGUUAG